GAGAGGGCGCUAUUUAACACUACCGUAUGAGAUUUGUGCUCUCUCGCUCGAUACUUUGUCAUUUUUUGUCAACGUUUUCAACAGUUUGGUCAUGGAGAUUGUACCUAAAGAACUCAGGAACUUGCGGGCAUGUCUCGUUUGUUCUUUAGUUAAGACACUUGACCAGUUUGAACUGGAUGGUUGUGAUAACUGUGAGGAAUACCUGCAAAUGAAGGGCAACAGAGAUAUUGUAUAUGAUUGCACAAGUACAUCCUUUGAUGGAAUUAUUGCCCUCACAAGCCCUGAAGACAGCUGGGUUGGAAAAUGGCAGAGAAUAAAUCGAAAUCAGAAAGGUUGCUAUGCCAUCUCAGUCACAGGGCGACUCCCGAAUGCAGUCAUCAGAGAAUUAAAGAGUCGAGGAAUUACCUACAGAUCCAGAGACACCAGUACAAGAUCAUGAAGAACAAUAUUAGUUUACUUUUUAAGUGUUUGUCUCAAAAGUCUUUGCUUGUAUUAUUUGUCUAAUAUUGUUAAUUAUCCUACGAGGCGUGUCGUGGCCGAGCGGUUAAGAGCACCGAACUCAAGUUCUGCUGUUUAUGUUCAGCAGAGUGUGGGUUUGAA
Asterias rubens (European starfish) is the source of this 600-nucleotide messenger RNA. Its product is annotated as transcription elongation factor SPT4-A-like. The record is from RefSeq and is a predicted model, not a curated record. The transcript has 4 exons. The coding region runs from base 92 to 439 and encodes 115 amino acids. Gene Ontology annotation, molecular function: zinc ion binding; RNA polymerase II complex binding. Gene Ontology annotation, cellular component: nucleus; DSIF complex. Lineage: Eukaryota; Metazoa; Echinodermata; Asteroidea; Forcipulatida; Asteriidae. Gene Ontology annotation, biological process: positive regulation of DNA-templated transcription, elongation; chromatin organization; mRNA processing.